GUUGAACAUCUGAAGGAGCUUGGAGAUAAGAGAACCUAGCAACGAAGAAAGGCUUUCGUUUACGCCCUACCAAAAGUGUGACAGCAUCCUGACCUUAAUGUCCCGCCGUUCGUUCGACAAACAAGGACUCUAAUGCUGUGCAGCCGCCUUCUCUGAACGGCAACUACAACCCAGAACUUGCUCAUCCAGGGCAAUUGCUUCGACCUAUCCUCCAGUGUCAGUAACGUAGACGUUGAUAAGGGGCCAACCAUGGCGGCGCGGGGGAGUUCCUUGCGCGACAAACAGAUCUUCGCGAUCAAGAAGUUACUCAACCUUAACGAGCCCCUCGACACAAGCGAAAACGAUGACGUCCAUUCCAAUGGCAUCGCUGUGCCCUCUGCGCCGAUAACAAAGGAUGGGAAUCCGAUCUGGAAGCUUCUCAUAUUCGAUGACCUCGGUCGCGAUGUGAUCAGCCCGGUGCUUCAGGUGUCGGACCUUAGGUCUAUGGGUGUGACAAUGCACAUGCACAUUGGGUCCCAGAGAGCCGCCAUACCCGAUGUCCCGGCGAUAUAUUUGGUCGAGCCGACUGCCGCGAACUUGAAAGCGAUCACGAAAGACCUUCAAAAGGGGCUCUACAGCUCAGCCUACCUCAACUUCCUUUCCUCCAUACCACGACCUCUGUUGGAAGACUUCGCCGCGCAGACUGCUGCUGCGGGCACCUCGGAGCAGAUCUCGCAGGUCUAUGACCAGUAUCUCAAUUUCGUUGUCACUGAGCCCGACCUCUUCAGCCUGGGAAUGCAGAAGGAGCACACCUACUGGGCAUUGAACAGCGCAAAGACAAAAGAUGAGGAGCUGGACCGUGUCAUAGACCGGAUCGUCAGUGGCCUGUUUAGUGUCGUGGUGACAUCAGGAGUGAUACCCAUUAUCCGCUGCCCUAGGGACUCUGCCGCUGAGAUGAUUGCUGCCAAACUUGACCGCAAGCUUCGCGACCACGUUGUCAACUCGAAAGACAACCUGUUCUCUUCACAAACGCGAUCUGGCCCUUCGGCUACCGGGACUCCCACAUCAAGACCUGUACUGAUAAUUCUUGACCGCAAUGUCGACCUGAUACCCAUGCUAUCUCAUUCCUGGACAUACCAAAGCCUAUGUUUUGAUGUCUUUAAGUCGGAGCUAAACCGCAUCACUAUCGAGACCCCUGUCGACUCCAGCAACCCAGCAAAAGGGACCACGAAGAAAACAUAUGAUCUCGCCGCAAAUGACUUUUUCUGGGCCAAAAAUGCGUGCUUGCCGUUUCCCCAGGUCGCCGAGGAUAUUGAUACUGAGCUUACCAAGUACAAGGAGGAGGCGGAGGCGAUCACCAAGAAGACCGGAGUCAGUAACUUUGAGGAUCUCCAAAAUGACACAAGCGCUAGCGCGCAACACCUCAAAGCAGCCAUCACCCUUCUCCCAGAGCUCCGGGAGCGCAAGGCAAUACUGGACAUGCACAUGAACAUCCUUGCCGCCGUCUUGGGAGAGAUACAAAAUCGGCAGCUCGACAACUAUUUCCAACUCGAGGAAAAUGUGAUGAAGCAGACCAAGGCGCAGAUGCUCGAGCUUAUCAAGACGGGCGAUAAAGGGCAGCCGAUGGACAAGCUGCGCCUCUUCAUAAUCUGGUUCCUUAGCACCGAACAGGAUGUGACGCGGCAGGAAUGGUCACAAUUCGAGGAGGCACUAACUGCGGCGGGAUGUGACAAGACAUGCCUGGCAUAUAUCCGACAGGUCCGAGCAACCAACAAGAUGACACAGCUUACAACCAUCAACAGCCAGGGGUCAGCAAACCAGCAGCAAUCGGGCUCUUCGGACCUCUUCAACCGUUUUUCAGCGAUCUCGACGCGCCUGACAGACCGGCUUAAGGAGACGGGCGUCCCGACAAGCGCGCUGACAUCCAAUGUGGCGUCACUACUGGGCGGCAUUAAGAACUUCCUGCCCGUCGAUAGGGAUCUGACAGUGACCAAAAUCACCGAGUCGAUCAUGGAUCCCUCAAGUGCUAGCUCGUCGGCGAUUGCUAAGACGGAACACUACCUGUACUUUGACCCUCGCAGCGCCAACGCGCGUGGGACAAUGCCUCAGCCGUCGGCAUUACGCGCUUCCGGGAGUGGAGCUACGGCGCCGGGCGGACUGCCGGGCUCAGGUCUUGGCACGCAGGUCGGCGGUACCGGGGCCACCUUUGGGCAGCGGAGGCAGGGGUUUUCGGAAGCCAUGGUCUUCAUGGUCGGAGGCGGGUCCAUGGAUGAAUACGGAAACUUGCAGGAGUGGGCAACCCGCACAGCGGCCGGAGAUCGGGUCAAGCGAAGGGUCAUUUACGGCGCCAGUGAACUGGUUAAUGCAAGCCAGUUCAUCAGGGAUGAACUGGAUAAGCUCGGCAGGGAGAUGUCUUAAAUCCCCAUGGCUCCGGUAUGGAUUAGGCUUAUAUGUACAGUACCUUCCAGGGUCUCAAAGCAUCAAGGGUACUUGGUGAUCGCUUCGGAAUGAUGCUUAUACAGUCGCCGAUGCCUAUCAGGACGGGCCGCGAUGAAAGCUAGGCGAACGACCGAAAGCUCAAGGCAUUGUAUUGUGUGCUGAAGUGAAAGGCGAUCAAACAGAGCGAG
Chaetomium strumarium is the source of this 2606-nucleotide messenger RNA. RefSeq names its product Sec1-like protein. The transcript has 9 exons. The record is from RefSeq and is a predicted model, not a curated record. Gene Ontology annotation, molecular function: syntaxin binding. NCBI's taxonomy places the organism in Eukaryota, Fungi, Ascomycota, Sordariomycetes, Sordariales, Chaetomiaceae. Gene Ontology annotation, biological process: intracellular protein transport; endoplasmic reticulum to Golgi vesicle-mediated transport. Gene Ontology annotation, cellular component: Golgi membrane; cytosol. The coding region runs from base 250 to 2397 and encodes 715 amino acids.